UCAGCUCCUCCUCCACAGCCAAGUUCACACACAGACUGCUGUGAGUCCACAGUACACUGCUACUUCCCUUACUUUGUCUAUGUGCUAACCUGGGAGCUGCUGCCAUUGAUUGCAAACAUCAUCAUUACUUGGAAUUACCAUCUCAUCUCCCUCAGCCAGCCCUGUGAUAACCAGCUGCAGGACACACGCAUACCAAUUCUGCUUUGCUUGUGACGGACACACAUUGGAACGAAGGGGAGACCAGGAAUGGCAACCGAUGUCUUCAACUCCAAAUAUUUGGCAGUACAGGCCCAAAAGAAGAUCCUUGGCAAGAUGGCAUCUUCUAAAUACAUAGCAACAUCAUUGAUUGAUGAUACCAGUGGGGAAGUAUUAGAUGAACUUUAUCAAGUAACGAAAGAAUACACCCAAAGCAAGAAAGAGGCUGAAAAAAUCAUUAAAAACCUCAUAAAAAUUGUUAUAAAACUUGCAGUUUUGUAUAGAAAUAAUCAGUUUAACCAGGACGAAAUUGCAAUGAUGGAAAAAUUCAAGCGGAAGGUCCAUCAGUUGGCUAUGACAGUGGUCAGCUUUCAUCAAGUUGAAUUUACAUUUGACCGUAAUGUGUUGUCCAAAUUGUUGAACGAGUGUAGUGAGCUACUUCAUCAAGUCAUCCAACGCCACCUUACAGCAAAGUCUCACGGACGUGUCAAUAAUGUGUUCGACCACUUUUCCAAUUGUGAGUUUUUGGCUGCUUUGUAUAAUCCAUUUGGACCUUACAAACUCCAUCUCCAAAGACUCUGUGAUGGUGUCAACAAAAUGUUGGACGAAGACAAUAUUUAAACUCUUGAAUAAUAUACAAGGGCCUUAUUAUUCUAUGUGGAUAGAAAAAAAAAGAAAACAACUAGGAGCUAUGAAGGAUUAAAGGACCAUUCAGAAAAUAGUAUUUCGUUUGCUAAAAAUAAAACUUGAACCAGUUUGCUUCAUUCUUUUUUUCUGUGAUGCUAUUUUCUGACUCUCCCUGGACACAUAUUUUAUUUCGUAAUUAUUCUAUGCAGAUUUGGUCCUGUAAUGCUUGUACACCAGACAAAAUAAUAGCUUCUAAAUGAAAAAUCCACAUUUUAAGCAGUGGUUUCAAAGGAAAAUGCACAGGAAACUCCAUACCUUGAAAGUAUGCAUCUGGGAUAAGAAUAUUUAUGGCCUUUUACAAGGUGACAUAAUGCAAAAAAAAUAAAUAAAAAAAAAAAAAAACUUUAGCACAUUUUUUUUCUUAAUGUAUGUCAAAUGUGUAUACUAUUUGCAUUUGUAUGAUCUUUAUAUGUAAAUGAAUAAAAGGCAGCUUUCUUUUGCUUUUGUUCUAAAAGCCUAUAUUUUGUAUGGCUUUGCUGCUUUUUUUUUUUUUUUUUUUUACAGUGGAUGAAUUUUUUUAUGUUUUCAGUGAUGUACAAUUUUGUAGGUAACUUCGGUUAGGUUUGUACCUUUUGGCAUGUUAGCGUGCCUUAUAUCUGCUCUGGCUGAUUAAUGAUGAAUAAUGAGCUUCAUGAUUUCAAAGAAAAAAAUAAAUCUCUUUAAUAAUGUUGCAUAUAAAAUAUGUGGCAUCUACAUUGUGAUUUCAGAUAAAUUACGAUUUCAGGAAGUACAUACCACAACCAAAUGUUUCAUAUAUUGCAAGAUAAUCAUGUGCACAUCAAAAUGCUAACUCAAGAUUAUAUUAAACACCUGUUAGGUUUA
Pelobates fuscus (common spadefoot toad) is the source of this 1704-nucleotide messenger RNA. It is a transcript of the gene TNFAIP8, whose product is annotated as TNF alpha induced protein 8. Gene Ontology annotation, cellular component: cytoplasm. The transcript has 3 exons. Gene Ontology annotation, biological process: regulation of apoptotic process. The record is from RefSeq and is a predicted model, not a curated record. Gene Ontology annotation, molecular function: cysteine-type endopeptidase inhibitor activity involved in apoptotic process. Bases 247 to 816 code for a protein of 189 amino acids. Lineage: Eukaryota; Metazoa; Chordata; Amphibia; Anura; Pelobatidae.